Aegilops tauschii subsp. strangulata is the source of this 1157-nucleotide messenger RNA. Its product is annotated as calcineurin B-like protein 7. Gene Ontology annotation, biological process: calcium-mediated signaling. NCBI's taxonomy places the organism in Eukaryota, Viridiplantae, Streptophyta, Magnoliopsida, Poales, Poaceae. The record is from RefSeq and is a predicted model, not a curated record. Gene Ontology annotation, molecular function: kinase binding; calcium ion binding.
AGCUAGUCCUGGAAGAUGCUACUUUACACACUAUCCAUCUCUCUCUUCAGCCACCUAUAGAUCUUUUAGCACCGUGGAUCGAACAAGGCAUCCUUCGUUGUUUCCCAGGUGUUUUCUUCAUCCCUUUCUGCAAGAAGACGGCUGUUAAUCAUAAGAAAAAGGCUGGGUUUGUUAGCCUUGUGAGUGGGUCUGUAUGGGCUGUGCAUCGUCAAAGCAGUUCAAACGAGCUCCUCGGCAUGAGGAUGCUGCUCUUCUGGCCAAAGAGACCACAUUUUCUUUGGAUGAAGUGAAGGCCCUCUACGAGUUGUUUGAAAAGAUUAGCUAUUCUAUAUUCAAGGAUGGGCUCAUCCACAAGGAGGAGUUCCAACUUGCUCUCUUCAGGAACAGCAAUCGGAAAAACCUUUUUGCCGAUCGGAUAUUUGAUCUGUUCGAUCUGAAGCGAAAUGGUGUGAUUGAAUUUGACGAGUUUGUUCGGUCCCUCCAAAUUUUUCACCCAGAUACUCCCAUGGCAGACAAGAUUGCAUUUGCAUUCAGACUAUAUGACCUGCGAGGCACCGGCAGCAUUGAACGUGAAGAGUUGAAGGAGAUGGUGCUUGCAAUCCUGAGUGAAUCAGACCUACUUCUUUCUGACGACGCUGUCGAACAGAUGGUUGAUCAGACAUUCACAGAGGCAGACCUGAACGGCGACGGGAGGAUAGAUCCCGACGAAUGGAAAGCAUUGACAAGCACGAAUCCAGCCUUGCUGAAGUACAUGACUCUCCCAUACCUGAAGGACAUGACCAUGUCGUCGUUCCCCAGCUUUAUUCUCUACCCUGGAACUGGCGAUGAAGAGUUGUACUAGAUGCCAUCAGCACAGGCAUCUGUGGCGUGGCUCUGAUCACUCAACUCUCAGGCAUAAAGCGACCUUCUGAGCUUCUCUCAUGUGGCUUGUGUUUUUCUUUUCGUUCACUGUGCAUAACUUUUGCGUCAUUUGAAGUUAGUUGUCGUGUGAAUCAAGUGGCUUGAAUUAUUAGUUUCCCCAUCUACCAGUCACCAAAUGGCCGCAGGGUUUAGGGAGAUCUUCCCCGUGGUAGGAGGGGAUCCCACCUGCCCCUCAAAAUCUGCCGAUUGGGAGUUUUGCCUUCGAAUCCGAUGCAACCAAACGAGACCUUAAAGAG